Molecule: messenger RNA, 1312 nt
Organism: Schistosoma haematobium
Lineage: Eukaryota; Metazoa; Platyhelminthes; Trematoda; Strigeidida; Schistosomatidae
Product: Para-hydroxybenzoate-polyprenyltransferase, mitochondrial precursor
Exons: 6
Coding region: 243-1199 (318 amino acids)
Biological process (GO): ubiquinone biosynthetic process
Cellular component (GO): mitochondrial inner membrane
Source: RefSeq, a predicted model, not a curated record
GGCCGUUCAAGGUCGUUGAAACAAAAGGGCGGGAAGAUUCGAACGGCUCUAACGUGCCAUCGUACCUGGUUACAGUCUAUUAUUCUAUAUUGCAAAUCCCAUUCCCAGUAAUAGUCCCAUUCUUCAACUGCUUGAACAAUUCUGGCUUAUCCAUUUGGGGGCUCAGUUCCCGGUUCAAUGCAGCAUGACUCUACAGACUACAUUAAAGCAUUUAAAUAAACUUCAUCGAUAGAUCAGACAAGAUGUUACGUAGUUUCUCGCGAUUUGGAUCUGAUAAAUGUACUCGCUUUCUCUACACGUCUUGUUAUGUUAAUACACCUAAAAUUCAACCAAGCAAAUCCUCACAGUUACUGAAGUCAUAUUUUGAACUUGGACGAUUCGCUAGACCAACAGGCACGUGGCUGUUAUACCUUCCUUGCACGUGGAGCAUUGCUCUAGCUGCACCACCGGGUCACUUACCCGACAUUUAUAUGCUAACCCUAUUUGGCGUUGGCUCCAUUUUGAUGCGAAGUGCCGGUUGUACAAUAAAUGAUAUGUGGGAUAAAAAAUACGACAUGCUUGUCAAACGCACAAAGGAUCGUCCACUAGCUUCGGGUUCACUAACCUUUCCCCAGGCUUUAUUGUUUCUUGGUGCUCAGCUAGCGACUUCGCUUGUAAUAUUAUUGCAAUUGAACUGUGUAUUUCUUGGUAUCCUGUCAUUGGUUCCUGUCAUCACGUAUCCUCUGUUUAAACGUAUUACUUACUGGCCGCAGCUUGUACUUGGUCUUACAUUCAACUGGGGUGCUUUGCUGGGUUAUUCUGCUGUCACAGGUUCUGUUGACCCUCUGAUUUCAAUUCCUCUCUAUUUUGGUGGCUUCAAUUGGACAAUUAUAUACGACACAAUCUAUGCACAUCAGGAUAUCGACGAUGACAUCCGUAUAGGCGUAAAAUCAACUGCAAUUUUGUUUGGAGAAAAGACGAAAUUAUAUUUGGGCGCUUUUCACAUGGGAAUGACAGCGUGUCUCCUCACUGUUGGAAUUAACGCAAAUGCUGGUUGUCUAUAUUACCUUGGGACCUUCCUUACAAUGUUUCAUAUUGCUCAUUUAAUAAGGAAGACGGACCUAAAGAAUCCCAAUUCUUGUUGGCAGACCUUUAAAGAUAGUAAAAAAACUGGCCUUUUGUAUUUUCUUACCAUUGUACUGGACAAAAUAUCACUAUAAGCUUAUUGUUCCUCUAAAUAAUAAAAUUAACCUUUUGUAAAUAUUUCAGGGUUUUCAGCUGGCUGUUAUACAUUGGUUUCCAUUCUCAAUAAAAUCUAUUACUUUUAAAAUUA